This is a messenger RNA of Linum trigynum, 591 nucleotides long. Lineage: Eukaryota; Viridiplantae; Streptophyta; Magnoliopsida; Malpighiales; Linaceae. The record is from the annotation of a GenBank genome assembly.
AUGACAAGGAAGAGAAAGCUAGUCACAAACGAAGGAGAGGUACCUCACCCAACUGGCCCUUACUUCCAGUGGAAUGAAUCCCUUAAUGCAUUGCUCAUAGAAUGCAUGUUGGAGAUGACUCAAAGGCAUCAGGUGGAGGAUGGAUCCUUCAAGAAUGGGGCCUUUUUUGGAGCUGGAGAAUAUGAUGCUAGAGAGUUGGUGCGUAAUCAGAGCGGCUGUGGGUGGAACAAUGUAACAAAGACUCCAACACUGGAUGAUGAUGUCUUUGAAGCAUUGAUUAAGAAUAAGGCUAUAAAGAAGGAGAACAAGACUGACAAUGCAAUUGCUGUUGUGGCCGAGGAACUGGGAGGAUUGAAGCCUAUAAUAUCAAAGGCACUUGAUGCUCUUGGAUCAAUUGUAGGUGAUAGUGAGGAAGAGGAUGGUAGGGAGGCUGCAUUGAUGGCAGAAAUAGGAAAAAUUCAAGGACUGGAACGCUGCCAAGUCCUUGAUGCUGCAAUGACCUUAGUUGAGAAUGAUCGGAAGACAAGACUCUUCUAUGCUCUCGACAAUGAGGAGGACAAGAAGUAUUUCAUUCAAAACUUGUUACGUUGA